CCUGAUGCAGCUGUUUAUUCCUAAAUAAAUUCUUUUCUUAUAUCAGAAAAUGAAGAAAAGUUAAAUCUUAAAGAGAGGAUACUGCAAAUGGAAACUGAACAGGAAGAAGUGAUUCCAAAGAAUAUUAGAGAUCAGAUACAAAAACAAAUAGAAAACUGGGAAAAGAAAGAUAAGAUGUUUGUGUCUACAAGAGCCAGUGAUUACGUUAUGGAAUGUUUACAGGCAAACAGUUGUUUGACACUAACUGCCCCAUCAGGAGUUGGAAAAUCUUUUAUAAGUAGGCACACAGCGCUUGUUUUACGAAAGGAAGGAUACGAAAUAAUACCAGUGGAAUUACCAACAGAGAUAAAGACUUAUUAUCAGCCUGGUAAACAGACAGUCUUCAUUGUAGAUGAUAUUUGUGGAAAUUUCACUGCGAACCAACAACAGAUUGAGCUCUGGGAACAAUUAUUACCUGUGAUUAAUACAAUUAUUGCAGACAAAUGUUGUAAGAUUAUUGUAUCAUGUAGGUUACAAGUCUAUAAAGAUGAUAAGUUUAAUAUAUUAUCACCUUUUAAAUCAUGUGAAUGUAAUUUAAUAUCAGAUAAGUUAUGUCUUUCAUCUUUGGAAAAAACAAGUAUAGCAAAAACCUAUAUUGGAACAACCGUUGAUGAUAUUGAUGAAUUAUCACAAAAUAGUGAGUUCUUUCCACUUUUAUGCUCUGUAUAUAAUAAGGAAGAAAACGGAGAUGUUAAAGAAUUUUUCGAAAAUCCGUUUAAUGUCUACCAAAAUGAACUAGACAAAUUAAGUAGGCAUGGGGAUGAAGGGAACUAUAAAAUAUGCAGUCUAGCUUUUUGUGUUCUUUUUAAUAAUCAUCUGAAAGAAAAAUGGUUCGAGGGUAAAAUGACGGAUGACCAACGACACAUUCUAGAAGACACAUGUGAUGCGUGUGAUAUCAACAGAAGUACAUCAAAGGCAAAACUGAAAAAAGCACUCGACACUCUAGAUGGUACCUUUAUAUGUAAACAGAAUGGUAUUUACAGAACUGUACAUGAUAAAUUCUUUGACUUCCUUGCUUACUAUUUUGGUCAGAAAAUGAUUGAAUGUUUGAUAAAUCAUGGUGAUAGUGAUUUGGUACAUGAACGUUUUAUUUGGCAGAAAUUACCAGAUGACCAUAUAAGUAACAUAGACUUCAUUAUUGAAAUAUCAGAUACUUAUUUGAAUUCUUAUUUAGAAAGGAUUAUAAAGGACUGGUCAGCAGGAAAGGUGUCAGAUGUAUUCUGUAACAAUAACAUGAAAGUAUUAUCAUUCAGACAACAAUUAUUACAGUACUUACAGCAACUGGAUAAAUCACAUCGAAUAACAUUAGCCAAUACCAAGGAUACUGUCAUAUCAGAAGAGAACUGUGCCUAUGGUAAUACCCCACUGAUACUGACUUGUUACGAUGGUUAUAUUGAUAUGUUGCAGUGGAUGUUACAUAACGAUGUGAAUGUCGAUCAGUGUAGAGAUAAUGGGGUUACUGGACUGUUGAUGGCAAGUCAGGAAGGACAUACCGAUAUAGUUAGUUUACUGUUAGAAAAGAAACAUAAAGUUGAUAUAUGUGACAAUAAUGGUUGCAGUCCUCUGUACAUUGCAUGUCGGGAAGGACAUACUGAUAUAGUAAAGUUACUGUUAGAGAAGAAUCCUAAUAUUGAUCUAUGUACCAAGGAUGGUUAUAGUCCUUUGUACAAGGCAAUUCAGAAAGGACAUACUGAUAUAGUAAAGUUACUAUUAGAGAAGAAUCCUAAUAUUGAUCUAUGUACCAAUAAUGGCUGUAGUCCUCUGUACAUGGCAAGUGAGGAAGGACAUACUGAUAUAGUAAAGUUACUGUUAGAGAAGAGUCCUAAUAUUGAUCUAUGUACCAAUAAUGGCUGGAGUCCUCUGUACAUGGCAAGUUGGGAAGGACAUACUGAUAUAGUAAAGUUACUGUUAGAGAAGAAUCCUAAUAUUGAUCUAUGUACCAAUAAUGGCUGGAGUCCUCUGUACAUGGCAAGUUGGGAAGGACAUACUGAUAUAGUAAAGUUACUGUUAGAGAAGAAUCCUCAUAUUGAUCUAUGUACCAAGGAUGGUUAUAGUCCUUUGUACAAGGCAAUUCAGAAAGGACAUACUGAUAUAGUAAAGUUACUAUUAGAGAAGAAUCCUAAUAUUGAUCUAUGUGACAAUGAUGGCUGUAGUCCUCUGUACAUGGCAAGUUGGGAAGGACAUACUGAUAUAGUAAAGUUACUGUUAGAGAAGAAUCCUAAUAUUGAUCUAUGUGACAAUGAUGGCUGUAGUCCUCUGUACAUGGCAAGUUGGGAAGGACAUACUGAUAUAGUAAAGUUACUGUUAGAGAAGAGUCCUAAUAUUGAUCUAUGUACCAAUAAUGGCUGGAGUCCUCUAUACAUGGCAAGUUGGGAAGGACAUACUGAUAUAGUAAAGUUACUGUUAGAGAAGAAUCCUAAUAUUGAUCUAUGUGACAAUGAUGGCUGUAGUCCUCUGUACAUGGCAAGUGAGGAAGGACAUACACAUAUAGUAAAGUUACUGUUAGAGAAGAAUCCUCAUAUUGAUCUAUGUACCAAGGAUGGUUAUAGUCCUUUGUACAAGGCAAUUCAGAAAGGACAUACUGAUAUAGUAAAGUUACUAUUAGAGAAGAAUCCUAAUAUUGAUCUAUGUGACAAUGAUGGCUGUAGUCCUCUGUACAUGGCAAGUGAGGAAGGACAUACACAUAUAGUAAAGUUACUGUUAGAGAAGAAUCCUCAUAUUGAUCUAUGUACCAAGGAUGGUUAUAGUCCUUUGUACAAGGCAAUUCAGAAAGGACAUACUGAUAUAGUAAAGUUACUAUUAGAGAAGAAUCCUAAUAUUGAUCUAUGUGACAAUAAUGGCUGGAGUCCUCUGUACAUGGCAAGUUGGGAAGGACAUACUCACAUAGUAAAGUUACUGUUAGAGAAGAGUCCUAACGUUGAUCUAUGUGACAAUAAUGGCUGCACACCACUGAUCAUGUCAUGUAGUAGUAACCACACCUGUGUAGUUCAGCUAUUAAUGAAACAUUAUCCAAACAUUAAUGCCAAGAAUUAUGAUGGUGGAAAUGCUUUAUAUUUCGCUGCAUGGAAUGGAAACUUAGAGAUAACAAAGUUACUAUUAAUGGACAAUGCUGACUGUAAUAUAUGUACCUAUAGUAAACAAAUAGUGACAGAUACAGUAUAUAACUCUCUAUUGGAAACAUUAGAUGAAUAUAAAAAAUCCUUAUUUGAUAGCCUGGUAAAAAAAACAUCAUCAUAUGUAACAGAUUAUGUUAGUAAGAAAUCAGUAGAGUAUGCCUUUGAUAUGGAGGCUGGUUCUUCACCAUUACAUAUUGCGUGUUUUUUAGGUAGGAUAGAUGUAGUCGGCUGUCUUCUGGACCACAAUGCUAACAUCAACAUUUCAUAA
Mytilus trossulus (common blue mussel) is the source of this 3423-nucleotide messenger RNA. RefSeq names its product ankyrin-1-like. NCBI's taxonomy places the organism in Eukaryota, Metazoa, Mollusca, Bivalvia, Mytilida, Mytilidae. The transcript has 2 exons. Gene Ontology annotation, molecular function: protein binding. The record is from RefSeq and is a predicted model, not a curated record. The coding region runs from base 88 to 3423 and encodes 1111 amino acids.